Molecule: messenger RNA, 1781 nt
Organism: Trichosurus vulpecula (common brushtail)
Lineage: Eukaryota; Metazoa; Chordata; Mammalia; Diprotodontia; Phalangeridae
Gene: XBP1
Product: X-box binding protein 1
Cellular component (GO): nucleus
Molecular function (GO): DNA-binding transcription factor activity, RNA polymerase II-specific; RNA polymerase II transcription regulatory region sequence-specific DNA binding
Source: RefSeq, a predicted model, not a curated record
GGUGACGGGGCAGGGCCGGCUCGGGGCCGGGUCCGCGCGGGAGGCGUCAGUUCCUGAGGCUCGCACUCUCUCCCACAGUCGCGCGCCGAGUCCGCACGGCCAUGGUUGUGGUGGCCCAGACCCCGGCCCCGGCUCCGGCCGCGCCCAAGGUGCUGCUCCUGUCGUCCGGGAAGCCCCCCGGGCCCGGCGCUGCCCCAGCUCCCGGCCGCGCCCUGCCCCUCGUGCUGCCCCCGAGCCCGGAGGCGACGAGUGGGGCCCCCGGCGCCGGCUCCGGCUCCGGCCAGAGCCCGGCCCGCAAGCGGCAGCGCCUCACGCACCUGAGCCCGGAGGAGAAGGCGCUGCGCAGGAAAUUGAAAAACAGAGUAGCAGCACAAACGGCUCGAGACAGGAAGAAAGCCCGAAUGAGUGAAUUGGAGCAACAAGUUGUGGACUUGGAAGAAGAGAACCAAAAACUUUUGAUUGAAAAUCAACUUUUGCGUGAGAGAACCCAUGGGCUCGUGAUUGAAAAUCAAGAGUUAAGACAGCGCUUGGGGAUAGAUGCCCUAAUAACUGAGGAGGAAACAGAGUCCAAGGCGAAUGAUGUCCGGUUGGUGGCCGGGUCUGCUGAGCGCAGCACUCAGACUACGUGCGCCUCUGCAGCAGGUGCAGGCCCAGUUGUCACCCUUCCUGAACACGUCCCUGUGGACUCUGACAGCACUGACUCUUCAGAUGCUGAGUCUGAUAUCUUGUUGGGCAUUCUGGACAACCUGGACCCAGACACGUUCUUCAGGUAUGUUGUCCCAGAGUACUGCCUGGAGGAGUUCAAAGAAGUGGGUGCAGAAGAGCCCGACUCCAUACCAGCCUCCCCGUCUCCUUUGGUGGGGCCCCCAUCAGCCAAGCUGGAAGCCAUUAAUGAACUGAUACGGUUUGACCACGUGUAUACCAAGCCGCUCAUCUUGGAGAUUCCCUCGGAAACAGAUGGUCAAGGCAGCAUGGUAGUGAAAGUUGAGGAAGCUCCCCCUAGCCCCCCACCUGAGCCACUCACGGUAUCGGUAAAGGAAGAACUCCUCGAGAAUGACUUCAUCCCAGAGCUUGGCAUCGAAAACCUGCUCUCCUCCAGCCACUGCCUCAAGUCUUCUCCCUGCCUGCUGGAUGUUUGUAGUGACUCUGGCUAUGAGGGUUCUCCUUCCCCUUUCACUGAGAUGUCCUCCCCACUCGGCACAGGUCACUCGUGGGAGGACACUUUUGCCAAUGAACUCUUUCCUCAGUUGAUCAGUGUCUAAGAUAGUAUUGUUCACUUGUCCAAAUCAUCAUAGCACACCCAUAGUCUGAAGGCAGUGAAUGGCCCCAGUGGCAGUGAAGGGGGCCAUUUAUCUCUGGGGCAUUGUGGUCUAUUGGCCAGGCUUUGCUAGAGCCCCUGAGUACUGGCCUUAGCUAACUCUUGCAGCCUGAAGCAGGGUUGGACUCACCUUGUCACUGUUUCUGUCCCACCACCUCAAUAAGAGGUGUUAAGGUCUGAUUCCUUGGCUUUUUUCUCCCCUUCUUGUUUUGCUACAUUUUGACUCUUUAUUUAGUAAAGUUCUUUAUUUUGCUUGUAUGAGCAGAGGAAAUCGCUGUUGGAGGGGCUUGCUUUUCCAUUCUGUACAGUCGGAUAAAUGUGAACAUUAGAAGAAAUCCUUUGUAAAGUUAUAGAAAUUUACUGUGUAAAUGCUUGAUAUGAACUCCUUCAUGUGAGCUUGGCUUUGGGGAGGUGCUUUCUCCAUUAUUUAAAACUACCUGUGCAAUUAAAAAGUGCAAUGCCA